UAACAGUCGAAGAUAUCCGUUAUCUUUGCAUGAUGAUAACUCAGACGUGGAAUAAAGCGAGAAAAACAAAAUAGAAAGCGAUAUUUUCAAAGCGAAUUACGAAAAAUUUGAGAUUAGCUACUCGAUGUACGUACUGCAUUAUGUAUGUUAGCGAAAACGAUUCGAUUGCUUUGCAAUUAGAGAUAAAACGAGAUUGAGCAAUAAACGGAGAACAAAGUAUUUCGUCAAGAAUCGAUGUUGAUGUAAGUUUUUGAAACAGCCUUACGUAAAAAUUUCUUCCGACUCUGUCCCACGGUGUUGUCUGAAAAUAUUCACAGUCGCUUUACAUAACGCCGAACGUCAGAACAAUUUUUUCGCUGAAAUAAACAAAACGAACGAUAUUUACAGUUAAUUUAAGUAAACAUAUGGAAUCGGGUAUGUACUCGUCUGAUCAAUGGACCGUGAUUUGGAUUAUUAUCCAGGCUUGUCGGUAAAGCGUUUCAACUUCUGUAUCCACGCACGACUCAUCGUUUAUGUUUCAGGUGCGGCGACCACUCGAGAAACUGUAUACCCGUGCAGAGUGUGCGGCAAAAUCUACUCGAUAAAAUCUUCCAUGUAUACGCAUCUCCGCCUAUGCGGAAAGGAACCGAAAUUCAACUGCGUUCUCUGCGGGAAGAGGUUCAAAUACAAGCACAGACUGCAGUCGCAUCUUACCUCAAAUUUAAGGAAGCGUGGAUUUGCUUUCGAUGUGGCAAACGUUAUCAAUGGCGUGCUUCCUUGAAGAAUCAUAUCCGAGUGGAAUGCGGCAAAGAACCUACUUUCAAGUGUCCAAUUUGUGGCAGGAAGUUCAAGCAUAAACAUAGAUGGCAAUCACACGCGAAAUCCAUGCACCGUAUUAACUUAUAACGAACAAUUUCCAACAUUCCGAUGUCGUCGAUGUUCAACAAAUGUUUCCCUGCGAUUCUUCGGUUUUGCGACAAAACAGUGCAACAAUUACCUACGAUAAUAAAAAUUUUAUCGACAA
This is a messenger RNA of Frieseomelitta varia, 1003 nucleotides long. RefSeq names its product gastrula zinc finger protein XlCGF8.2DB-like. Lineage: Eukaryota; Metazoa; Arthropoda; Insecta; Hymenoptera; Apidae. The record is from RefSeq and is a predicted model, not a curated record. The coding region runs from base 434 to 760 and encodes 108 amino acids. The transcript is spliced from 2 exons.